This is a messenger RNA of Notothenia coriiceps (black rockcod), 1272 nucleotides long. It is a transcript of the gene pan2, whose product is annotated as poly(A) specific ribonuclease subunit PAN2. The transcript has 6 exons. Gene Ontology annotation, molecular function: poly(A)-specific ribonuclease activity; protein binding. The coding region runs from base 264 to 1256 and encodes 330 amino acids. The record is from RefSeq and is a predicted model, not a curated record. Gene Ontology annotation, cellular component: P-body; PAN complex. Gene Ontology annotation, biological process: nuclear-transcribed mRNA poly(A) tail shortening. Lineage: Eukaryota; Metazoa; Chordata; Actinopteri; Perciformes; Nototheniidae.
GUUUGCUGCUUCCACUUCGAUGGAAACGCAGAAAUACUUCCUCUUUCCUCAAAGGAAGUGACUGGAUGUUUUGUUGUGAAUCAGAAUUACAGAAACUACUCGCCUGAUAACGAGGGGUUAGCUUUGGCCAAGGGACAGUAAAUAACAUUUAAGAGCAGACGGGAAUCACAGAAAUCUUCCUUUUAUUACAGAAAUGUAUUCGAGGAAUGACCUGGUGACAAAGAAAACUGACUGAUCAACGCUUCAAAUUAAAAGCACCUGAAAUGGGUCACGUGACCUCGUUCUUCGGACCCACGAUGGUUCGUCACUCUUCGUUCCAGGCGAACACGGCCGACGACAUCCGUCAGAUCCACAGCCUGGAGACGGGGGUCCUCUUCCUCUCCAAGUGCAACCUGAAGUGCCACACCCGGGGGGGGCUCGUCAUGUUCGACUACCCGAUGGAUGAGGGUGCUGAUAUGCACAGUCUCCUGAUGACUGAUAACAACACGGUGCUGAUGGGAGGAUUGCAGAACUACGCCGUGGAGUUCGACCUUAACGCCAUGCAGGAAACCCAGAAGUUCAACGUGGAAGUUCCUGGAGUCGCCAUAAUGCGCCAAACUGGUCGAUUCUUCUUCUGUGGUCACACCUCUGGAAAGAUCACUCUGCGGGACCUGCGCAGCUUCAAGACGGAGCACGAGUUCGACGCGUUCUCCGGCAGCCUGUCGGACUUCGACGUGCACGGGAACCUCCUGGCAGCGUGCGGGUUCUCCAGCCGAGGGAUGAACGGCCUGGCCUGCGACCGCUUCCUCAUGGUGUUCGACCUGCGCAUGAUGAGGGCCGUGACCCCGCUGCAGGUGCACGUCGACCCCCUGUUCCUCCGCUUCAUCCCCACGUACACCUCCCGCCUCGCCAUCAUCUCACAGACAGGUCAGUGUCAGUUCUGCGAGCCCACCGGCCUGGCCAACAUGGCGGACAUCUUCCACGUGAACGCGGGCGGCCAGGUGCUGAUGAGCUUCGACGUGUCGUCCAGUAAGCAGGCGCUGGCGUUCGGGGACUCGGGGGGGAUCGUGCACCUCUGGUCCGACGCGCCCGAGGUCUCCUUCAACGACUACAGCCGCGAGUCAGAGUUCGCUCUGCCGUGCAUCGUGGACUCGCUGCCGCAGCUCGACUGGAACCACGACCUGCUGCCGCUGUCACUCAUCCCCACGCCGCUCACCAGCACUGAGCAGCUGCUCUCUGAUUGGUCCAGCGCCAUGGCCACGCCCAGCCCCAGGUAACACACAACACACCUGG